Messenger RNA from Aspergillus bombycis, 1812 nucleotides. RefSeq lists its product as uncharacterized. Bases 1 to 1812 code for a protein of 603 amino acids. The transcript has 3 exons. Lineage: Eukaryota; Fungi; Ascomycota; Eurotiomycetes; Eurotiales; Aspergillaceae. The record is from RefSeq and is a predicted model, not a curated record. Gene Ontology annotation, cellular component: cytosol.
AUGGCGGACGAUAAUCCAGAGCUGAAUAGCGCUCUGCGGAACCUCGACAGAGAAUUGGAGGAAGGAGAUAUCACGGAGAAAGGCUAUCAGAAACGCCGGACGCUUCUCCUUUCACAAUUCUUUGGUCCUAACAGCGGCCUCGAAGUCAAUACACCUAGCUCGGGAGGACCUUCUUUAUCGUUGACAAGCUCAAAUAAUGCCCCGCAGGCCAUACUUAGCGUUCGACCGCCUACAGCCGAAUCUACAACUCAGGGCUUUCCUUCAUUCACCAACGGACGUGACAACACACCGGGCAGCGGAAGCUUCGGAUAUGAUCGAAGAAUCAGUGCAGAUACACAACACACCGUUGAUAGAGACAGCGCGUUCCUACAGGCUCUCGACCGAAUGCCCUCGUCUGGCUCAUACGACUCUCUAUUCCUGCCAAAGUCGCAACAAGCGCCUGUCACACCAGAAGAUACAAGGACCGCGACGCUAUUGAGUCAGAACUAUGCAUUCAACCCUGGUCCUUACCAAGAACAUUUGGACGAGUCAGCCGGUGUGUAUGAAAUGCCACCUGGCGGAAUCACGCGGCAGUCGACGAUGCUCGACUCACAGCAAGGGUACUUCUCUGAUUUCGCGGGACAGCAACAAGAUGAUUAUAGAGAUAGCUAUGGCGGGGGCGGCUUUCAUCGUUACUCCCAGUCGGACGCAUUUUCUCCCACUGCAAAUAUGGCACCGCCGCUGAUACCUGCUUCUGAGCUGCCUCAUGGGCCCGCAAUUGAGCAUUUGCUCCCUCUAGAGCCUCGCGACAUUCCAUUUGCAGUUCAUGACCCCCAUGACAAGAAUAUGCCAAUGUCUAACUUCGACAACAUCCCAGCUGUGCUUCGGCAUCGCUCUCGGAUUCAUUCAAAACAGGCUGCUUACUGGGUAUUGGACCAAAAGGGCAAGGAGAUUGCGUCGAUCACAUGGGAGAAGCUUGCAAGUCGUGCUGAAAAGGUCGCACAGGUUAUCCGAGAUAAGAGUAAUCUUUAUCGCGGUGACCGAGUAGCACUCAUCUACCGAGAUUCCGAGGUCAUAGAGUUUGCCGUUGCGCUCAUGGGAUGCUUCAUCGCCGGCGUUGUUGCUGUACCAAUCAAUAGUCUCGAGGACUAUCAAAGCCUUAACCUUGUUCUCACCUCAACGCAAGCGCAUCUUGCAUUGACUACGGAAAAUAAUUUGAAGAGCUUUCAAAGGGAUAUUACCGCCCAAAAAUUGAACUGGCCAAGAGGUGUCGAGUGGUGGAAAACGAACGAAUUCGGAAGUUAUCAUCCGAAAAAAAAGGAUGAUAUACCGCCUCUUGUGGUGCCCGACCUAGCUUAUAUUGAAUUUUCAAGAGCACCUACAGGGGAUUUGCGCGGUGUUGUCAUGAGUCACCGGACGAUCAUGCAUCAGAUGGCCUGCCUUAGCGCAAUGAUCUCGACUGUGCCGGGCUCUUCAAAAGUCAGAUCGCAUGGAGAAACGCUCAUGAGCUAUCUUGACCCCAGGCAUGGAAUCGGUAUGAUAUUAGGCGUGCUUCUUACAGUAUAUGGUGGCCACACAACUGUCUGGCUAGAGGACCGGGCGGUUGAAACGCCAGGCCUAUAUGCACACCUCAUCACGAAGUACAGAGCAACUAUCAUGGCUGCAGAUUACCCUGGUCUCAAAAUAGCCGCAUACAAUUAUCAACAGGAUCCCAUGGCCACACGGCAUUAUAAGAAGAAUUCCGAGCCCAACUUUGGAAGUGUUAAGCUCUGUCUUAUAGACACUCUUACUGUCGAUGCCGAGUUCCACGAGAUCUUAGCGGACAGAUGCUAA